AACUUACUUAUGUGAAAAUAGGGUUGCGUAAGCGCAUUUUACACUAUCAAUAUGAUGAUUAUAAUCACAGUUUUAAGUUCGCGGCGAGAUGUUGUUUCGCAGCGCGUUAAAAACUAAUUUUUUAGUUAUUAAACGUUCCGUGUCGAAUAUCGCACCUUUAAAUGGGAUUAGAGUAAUUGAUUUGACGAGAAUCGUCGCGGGACCCUUUUGCACUCAAAUCUUGGGCGAUUUGGGCGCGGAUGUUAUUAAAAUUGAACGACCAGGGAGUGGAGAUGAAGCUCGAAAAUGGGGCCCGCCGUUUAUUAAAGAUUCCAAAGAAAGUUGUUAUUUUAUUUCAUUAAAUAGAAACAAAAGAAGCGUUUGUGUUAAUCUAAAAUCAACGUUGGGGCAACAAAUUAUUUAUGAUUUAUCAAAAAAGGCGGAUGUUUUAGUUGAAAAUUAUGUUCCAGGUAAUUUAGAUGGUUUGAAGUUGGGUUAUAAUGAUUUAAAGGAAAUUUCUCCUCAUUUGAUUUAUUGUUCAAUCACGGGAUAUGGUUCGGAGGGGCCUUAUUCUAAUAAACCAGGUUAUGAUGUGAUAGCAGCUUCUUUGGGUGGGUUUUUACAUAUAACUGGACCAGAAAAUGGGGAGCCUAUAAAAGCUGGAGUUGCUGUAACUGAUAUAGCAACGGGGUUAUAUGCUCAUGGUGCUAUAAUUGCAGCUUUAUUUCAAAGAGAAAAAACGGGGAUUGGAAUGAAAAUUGACGCAAAUUUAUUAUCAACUCAAUUAGCUUCUUUAAUUAAUAUUGGUUCAAAUUAUUUAAACGCAGGAAAAGAAGCGAAAAAAUGGGGUACAGCCCAUGAAAGUAUCGUUCCAUACGAAUCAUUCCCAACAAAAGAUGGUUACUUUACAAUUUGUACUGGCUCUGAUCUUCAAUUUAAAGAUUUAUGUUUAAAAAUGAACUUAAAUCAUUUAUAUGAAUCAGAAGAAUAUAAAACGAAUAUAUUAAGAGUACAAAAUAGAAGGAAAUUAAUUCCUUUGUUAAAAAAUGUUUUUGUACAAAAAACCAAUAAAGAAUGGGAAAUUAUUUUUGAAAAUGCCGAAUUUGUUUGUGGUCCAGUUAAUACUAUAAAAGAAGCGUUUGAUGAUGUUCAUGUUAAACAUACUAAAAUUGUAAAAGAAUUAAAUCAUUCGACUGUGGGGAGUAUUAAAGUGGUUGGACCUCCUGUAAAGUACAAUAAUACAGUUGGUGAGAUAAGAUUAGCUCCACCUACAUUGGGAGAACACACAGAUAGCGUUUUGAGGGACCUUUUGGGAUAUGAUGAAGAUAAAAUUAAAACUUUACGACGAGAUAAAGUUGUACAAUAAAGCAUUUUUUAAUUAUUAAGAUUAUCAUUGAAUUUUAACCUGGGUUUUAUCUCAUUUUAUAUAAUCGUUUUUGUCUGGAAAUGUGUAAUCAUGUUUUAUUUACAAUUUGUUUGGGUAUAUGAGCUAAUUUUAUAAAAUAGAUAAUAAAAAAUUA
This is a messenger RNA of Onthophagus taurus, 1499 nucleotides long. Its product is annotated as succinate--hydroxymethylglutarate CoA-transferase. The record is from RefSeq and is a predicted model, not a curated record. Gene Ontology annotation, cellular component: mitochondrion. Lineage: Eukaryota; Metazoa; Arthropoda; Insecta; Coleoptera; Scarabaeidae. Gene Ontology annotation, molecular function: succinate-hydroxymethylglutarate CoA-transferase activity.